Messenger RNA from Cylicostephanus goldi, 672 nucleotides. NCBI's taxonomy places the organism in Eukaryota, Metazoa, Nematoda, Chromadorea, Rhabditida, Strongylidae. The record is from the annotation of a GenBank genome assembly.
AUGGAGUACUGCCCAAAUGGUCAGUUAGGCGACGUUUUGAAAUCGGACAGGGUUAUAGGCUGGCAAGAAUGGUGUUCUUGGAGCCGGCAGAUCGCUAAAGGCAUGGAAUAUUUACACGAAAACAAAGUCAUACAUCGCGAUCUCAAAAGUGCAAAUAUCCUGUUCGAUAAAGAGGGUGUGGUGAAGAUUUGCGAUUUUGGCACAUCACAUCAACAAAAGAAACAAACUAGUACGGUGAUGUCAUUUUGCGGUACAGUAAGCUGGAUGGCACCGGAAAUGAUUAGAAAACAACCGUGUUGUGAGAAGGUUGAUGUUUUCUCCUAUGGCGUUGUACUGUGGGAAUUGCUAACGAGAGAACAACCAUACAAAAAUAUCAACCAGAUGGCGAUAAUCUAUGGAGUAGGAUCAGAAAAACUCUCACUUCCCAUUCCGGAAACAGCUCCAGACGGUCUGAAAAUGCUGAUGCGACAAUGUUGGAGUAAAACUCCAAGGAAUAGGCCAUCCUUUACCCAGUGUUUGAAGCAUUUGAAAAUCCUCUACGAAGAGUUCAAAGAAAUGGGUGAUGAGGAAUUCUUCCGCCGGUCCGCUAAAUGGCGUGCAGAUGCGGCCAAUAUAGUGUACCCGGCAACGAUCACCAAAGGCGAUGCCUUGAAUCUUGCUGAGCGGGAAGAU